AUGAGCUUGCGUGCAUUGACUUUGAAGGCUUCCGCUAGACCUAUGGUAGGUCUAGCUGCUCGUAGAUCUCCUGUUAUGGGUCUACGUUACAUGUCCACACCAACUCCAAAUCCAGUAGAACCAAAGAAUAAGGCAAAUUCAAUCAUUGAAGCAUUGCCAGGUAACAGUGCAUUGUCCAAGACCGGUAUUUUGGGUACCUCCGCUGCUGCAAUCGUCUACGCUAUCUCCAACGAAUUGUAUGUGGUUAACGAUGAAAGUAUCUUGUUAGGUACUUUCUUGACAUUUGCUGCUCUUUUCGCUAAAUACUUGGCUCCUGGUUACAAGGAUUGGGCUGAUGCUAGAGUUAAAAAAGUGCAAGAUAUUUUGAAUGCAUCCAGAACUAAACACGUUGACGCUGUUAAGCAAAGAAUUAACUCUGUGGGUGAAUUGCAAAAUGUUCAAGAUAUCACAAAUGUUCUGUUCCAAGUUUCAAAGGAAACCGUUCAAUUGGAAGCUCAAGCUUUUGAAUUGAAACAAAAAGUUGAAUUAGCUCGUGAAGCUAAAUCUGUCUUAGACUCAUGGGUUAGAUAUGAAGCCAGUGUUCGUCAAUUGCAACAGAAACAAUUGACCCAAAGCGUUAUCUCUAAGGUCCAAGCAGAAUUACAAAAUCCAAAAUUCCAAGACAGAGUCUUGCAACAAUCCAUCUCUGAGGUGGAACAAUUGUUUGCCAAGUUGAAAUAA
This is a messenger RNA of Zygosaccharomyces rouxii, 720 nucleotides long. It is a transcript of the gene ATP4, whose product is annotated as F1F0 ATP synthase subunit 4. Gene Ontology annotation, molecular function: proton transmembrane transporter activity. Lineage: Eukaryota; Fungi; Ascomycota; Saccharomycetes; Saccharomycetales; Saccharomycetaceae. The transcript has a single exon. The coding region runs from base 1 to 720 and encodes 239 amino acids. The record is from RefSeq and is a predicted model, not a curated record. Gene Ontology annotation, biological process: proton motive force-driven ATP synthesis.